AUGGAAGUUCGACCGCCAACAGCAGCGCAGAUGAUACCUCCAGCGGGACAUCCAUCAGACCUUCAUCGGUUGCAGUACGUUACUGCCAGUGGUCUUACUUCUUAUAUUGGAAAUGCCGAAUUCAAGCUUUUGGAUGCACUACAAUCGAUAAAGAAAUCUGGACCGUACACUGCGGAUGACAUUCAAUCGGCUUUCAACAAGAUGAACGGACAUGGACCACAGACCACGUCCACUGCAGCCGGAAGCGACAGUAAGGGUUCAGAAGGACCUUUAUGGAUAGAUUAG
This is a messenger RNA of Kwoniella botswanensis, 285 nucleotides long. RefSeq lists its product as uncharacterized. The record is from RefSeq and is a predicted model, not a curated record. NCBI's taxonomy places the organism in Eukaryota, Fungi, Basidiomycota, Tremellomycetes, Tremellales, Cryptococcaceae. The transcript has 2 exons. The coding region runs from base 1 to 285 and encodes 94 amino acids.